CUCAACAAAGCAUUGUCUCGCAUCAUAUAAUUCACAACCAGAUGAAAUAUUUACUACCUCUUUUGCUGCUAGUAUCCCAGUCACUGGCUAGGACUGUCAAGCUGGCUAAUCGUGCUUCACUUGGCCCUAUCGGCACUAGUAACCCCAACAGUUUGACAGGAGGAACUGUCCAAACCGAUGCUCCCCCUCUAAGUUCUUUCUUCAAAGAUCUUAAAGGGCCUGUGAGUUAAUCCAUCUAUGCUUCGCGACAAACACUGGUAUGCUGACCCCAAGCAAGUAUCCAACCAACGGAUGGUGGGCUCCAUAUGCUGCGCCUCCUGGGAAGGGUACAGCAGCGGGUCCAUUUCCAUACGAAUCAUCCCUAGAUGGAUUCGGCAUUGGUUUUGGCAUUGGCCAAGAUCGCCAAUUUGACGGGACUUCCGUCAAGGUGCCGACUCAGCUAGACUGGCGGGCUUCGUUCAGUGAACAUAGCGGUGAAUUCGAUGGUCACAAAGCAAGGGCUUUUGACACUCAGACUGUUACAAUUCAGUACUUCGAGGGCAAUUCAUCUAUGAAGGCAUAUCUUGUACCAGGGUCGCCAUACAUGACCUUCCAAUACAAGUCUGCAACUCCAAGGUUGACAACGCUAAACGGGGGCAUCAAGUCGCUCAACAGUAUAGCACUGAGCGGCGGGAAUACCGUGAGCCAUCGAGGCACCAAGUUUACCGUCAUCGACACAAAGGGCACUACGUACCUAAUAUAUUCGGACAGAUCCAUCAAGCUUACCGCCGAAGCCGAGAACAAUAACCAAGGAACCCUUUCUGCAGAUGGGAAGUUCUCCGGUAUCUUGCGAAUGGUGUUGCUCAGGGAUCCCAACCAUCAGAAACUCCUGGAUGCCCAUUCAAAGGUCUACCCUAUCUCCCUGUCUCAAGACUAUUCUAUUAGUGGCGAUUCAGGCACAGUGACAUUCAAGUGGAAGACAAAGGGUACCGGCGAUUUGCUAAUGCUCACCUGGCCGCAUCACCGCGAAGUACUACAAAACCCUAACUCUCCCGGACCAUCUACUCUGAGCUAUUUGACCUUGAAGGGGUGGAUGUACCCAACGCUUGGAAACAUUUGGAGAUUGACAUACAAGUUGACCUCGAUAACUUGGAACGCCCCGCGUGACGUGGACCCCUCCUGUAAGGAAUCAGUUGUAAACGGUCUCAAGUACGAAGUCGACCAACUUGAUCCCUCCAAGGCUCCAGCGCCAAACGAGUUCUACUACUGGGGCGGAACACUCGCUGCUAAGUCCCGUCUAGCACUAAUAGCUGACCAUGUUGGAAGCAAGGAUCUCAUUGACCCAGUUAUCAAAUACCUCAAAGCCUCUUUCGACAACUGGUUUAGCGCCACCAAUAAGGCUCUCCCUGCUUAUGAGACGACUUGGGGCGGUGUUAUUAACAAAGAAGGCGCCACAAAUAUCUGGGUGGAUUUUGGCAAUGGUCACUUCAACGAUCAUCACUUUCACUACGGUUACUUCCUUCAUAUUGCUGCAGUGAUCGCCAAGUACGAUCCAAACUGGCUAAACGCGCACAGAGAAUAUGUGUCCUUUUUUGCCCGAGACAUUAUCAACCCCUCAUCGGACGAUCCCUUCUUCCCCAUCACACGCUGUCUAGAUUGGUUCGCCGGUCACUCAUGGGCAUCCGGCAUUGCCAACGGGGCUGGUAGCCGUGAUCAAGAAUCCGUCGGUGAGGCCGUCAACGGUUACUACGGCGCCAUGCUCUGGGCCACGGUAGCGCUUGGUCAGGAACACGCCAACUUUGCUCGACUCCUACUCGCUAUAGAACAGCAGGCCGCCAAGAAAUACUGGCACCUGUACCCGAGCGCUGGUAAAGAUGAUCCCAUGAACCCGUAUCCCGAGGCUAAGUUCAGGGAUCUGAUCACGGUCGGCAAUGUGAUGGACUGGCAAACGGGGGCUUGGCUGUUCUGGGGCGCUGAGAAGGUGCAGAUUGCUGCGAUUCAGAUUCUGCCUGUCACACCUGCAAACGAGGUCAUGUACGAUGCCGAGUGGGUUAGCAACGUCUUCGCCUACACGAUGCCGGAAUUGACGAACGCCUCAUAUGCUGAUUCAUGGAAAUCUGUCAUCUACGCUGCCUACUCCAACGCCAAGCCGCAAGAAGCUGCUGCUUGGAGCGCCAACCUGAGCGACUGGGGCUCUGGAAACACAUAUACGAACGAACUAUACUUCAUCAGUACGCGCCCCAAUCCCAGCGGCCAGCCUAUCUGUGGUGCCCUCCCUCAGAACCCCUACGGAGACUACAAGAUCCAAGCCACGUCAGGCAAAUACAUCGUAUGCGCAGCCAACGGCGGUCAGCUCUCUACAUCAAGCAAUUCAUCUAAUGAAGCGAGCGUCUUCUCCAGUGCCUAUGUUCCCAAUGCUGGGACCCUGCAGCUCAUUAGCAACAAGCAAUACGUGACCGCGGAUCAGUCCGGCGCCUAUUCGCUCUCGGCAGCCCGCGCGAUUGCUGAUACCUGGGAGCGGUUCAUUAUCCGUCAAAAGAUUGGCCAGAACCAGGGCGUUUAUUCUAUCAAAGCAGCUAGUAAUGGGAAGUAUGUGAGAGUUGGCGGUGAUGGGUCACUGAUCAACGAUGGUGCGGUUGAGAGCGACGCCACUGGGUUCCGGUUUAUCAAGGCCUGAGAUGGUGCUGGAUGUUUCCUUACCUAUUUUUUACAGUUUUACUAGCUCCCGGUCAUUGCCCUAUUCUUUGGUUUACUGAUUUGCGUUGUUUCUUUCACUCUCUUGAAGAAGCAUUUGGUUUCAUUCUCCGUAAAGUGGAAAACACUAUCUACUCUGAUAUAUCCUCUUUGUACAUUCUGCGGCUUGAGUCUUCUUUCAUCAAUUCAUUCCUACACAUUCUGUAUCUAGCUGCACUUCCAUCCAAUUUCUAAUUAUUGGCCAGCAAUAACAUCAUAUCAUGUCUCACUUAUCAGACUUCUUGAACAGCUUGAACAGACUUCCCCUCAAAGACAACUUCUUCGCUCCUCUCAACCUAUCCCCAAAGCUCUUCUUAACAACAGUCUCGCCCUCUUCUGCGACAUGCACUGGUAUCUCAUCCUCCCGCAACUCUUCCUCACCAGUCUGCAAAUGCUCCAUGACCCAACACACAGCCUCCCUCACAGCUUCCGGCUUCUCAAUAAUCACAUCAUGACUGACAUCCGGGAUGUGCACAUAUCGAUUAUUCCUCGAAAGCUGCAGCUGUGCCUUUUUCAACCUCUCAUCUUCCUUGUCCGUCGCGUCCAAGAGCUUCUUCUGCAUGAGCAGGGUUGGGCUGGCGAGGUUCUGCUCAGCAGCGAUGGCUUGAUCAUACUGUAGCUGUUUCCAUUUCAGAGUGUUGCCUCGAAUGACGACGAGUGGUUUGUUCCCCAAGAUCUUCUUAUCGUAUUGUCUUUGUUCGAGUUGGGCGUCUAUCGUUGGCUCUGCGCCCGUUUCAGCGAGGACUAUUCCCGCUACUUGUUGCGGUCUCGCUUCGAGGAAGAGCCGGGCGAAGGUGCCGCCGUAUGAAUGCGCGAUUAGCACAUAUUGCUUGGGCGUAUCGCUACUAUCGAGAAACUCCAACAGUUCUGAGAUAGCUAUGUCGGUUCUGACAUAUGGAUCUUGCCUAUCCCAGAGCAAGAGCUGGUACGCAGGACGAAGGAGUUCUGCUAACGCCGCCCAAGACUCACAGGAGUCGCCUGAGCCGUGGAAAAAGAUGAUCAAAGGAUACGAACUGCCCGAGUUCCCGGCUAUCUCAAACUUUGUGAUGGUAUUUUGGGUCACUUGUGCCAUUUCUUUUGUUGUUUUUGGCAUUUCAUUGAAAUGGCUGAGGUUUGACAAUCGGUGAGCGUAAGCAGAGUGGGUCAAUGCGACUCGAUGGAUUGUUGGGUUUCAUUGCUGCCUGCGACAUCACGAGGUUGAUAGCAUAUCUUCAACUCCAAAACGCUGAUGCCUGGAAACACAAUCUGUGAGCGGUGUCCAACUCAUAAAUGAACAAUCUCGGAAUUUAUUUACUCCGACACUCGUAGUCUGGAGCAGGAGGCGAAGCUCUUGCAAGUAAUGAGCACAUGGCUGGAGAACAUACAAUUCAGUUCAUAACCUUAGUACAGAGAAUAUUGGGCAAACGUAUCAAAUAAUUUCUAGUCCAUGGC
Messenger RNA from Fusarium verticillioides 7600, 4143 nucleotides. RefSeq lists its product as hypothetical. Bases 260 to 2656 code for a protein of 798 amino acids. Gene Ontology annotation, molecular function: endo-1,3(4)-beta-glucanase activity. NCBI's taxonomy places the organism in Eukaryota, Fungi, Ascomycota, Sordariomycetes, Hypocreales, Nectriaceae. The transcript has 8 exons. The record is from RefSeq and is a predicted model, not a curated record.